AUGAUGGUUCUGCUGCCCCAACCAGAUGGUACCUUCCUUCUACAAUCUGCUACUACGGCUUCAUUCCAACCCUCUACAGACCCGGUUUCUGAACUGACCACCUUCAUCCCAACCAGUAGAAAUACUACAAUCCUCUCACCUCAUGAUAUCUCAGGCUGUGACAUUAGUAAUUACAACAGCACCAACGACAGCAUUACAGGUGUUGUGGCUGCUAGCCCUUUGUUUUCCUCUACUCAACAUGGACAGUUUUCUAUGGCCAACUCUUCCACAAGCACUUCUUUGGCAAUUCCCUUGAUGUCUACGCACUUAUCUUCUACAUCCACGCUUUCGCAGACUCAUAUCCGUUCUCCCUUAGCUACAUCUCAACCAACGCCCACUCACGUCCUGGGUUCAACCUCAGUGCCAAUACCAACCUCUAUAUCGACAUACCUCGCCACUACUCCAACGGCCUCUGUAAAAUCUCUUAAUAGCAACACACAGAUGGCUUCUGGUGAGGCUAAGCUUGGCUCCAGCAGGACAGGCUUAAUCUCUACUCGACAGCCUUCAGCUUCACGAGCCUCUCGCGGAGUAAAGACUGCCGACUCGAAGCAAACGAUGUCUAUUCUGCCUGUCGAAGUUUCAAGCUAUAGUAAACCAAAGACUAUGCUCCUGUCUCGUAUACGUUCUAUUCCACCUACUAUAUCUACCACAACUACGACCUCGUCUUAUUGUGGAACAAAUCUUUCCGGCUUUCUGCCAGCAUCGGGUGCAGCCGUUACUACGUUGGAAGAAGCCUCUCAAUUUGUGCGUCGGAUUUCUACUCCGCUAACAACAGCUUCUUCUCUCCCUGUAGCCUAUUCUGGCGGUAACAUAACCGGGUUCUCGGAAGUUGAUAUAUUGGACUCCAAAAGUAGAAACCACCUAUUUGACUCUGAGGUCACCCUCCAACCCAGUCCUCUUCUGAUAGCUGACAAAGAGAAAAUAACAGCCUCUCUUGGCUCCGGCAUUGUGAGUGGCUCAGCUCUGGGACAUUCGCUGCCCUCUGCUGCCGUUACUUGGUCGUCUAAGUAUUCGAGCGUUGGUCAGAUGAUAGGCAGACAGACACCGGCAGCCAAAAUUCACAAUCAAUCAUCAUCUUUAAUCACUACCACCACUUCAUCUACUACCUCUAGUACUCUUAAAGGAGCUUAUACAUCUCCCUCAUUCUCCAAGCCCUUUGAUUCAUCGACCUUCUGCAGUAUCUCAGAAUCUGAGAAAAUAGACACGAGUCUAAGUGACAAGACCACUAAUCCCUAUCCACUAUACACACACUCGACAGAUCGUUUCUCUAUCGACGUUGUUCCUAGAUCUGCUGCCACGGGCGAUUUCGAUACAACAUUAUCUUCUAAGGCUUCAGUUACAACGAAUGCAAAAUCACCUGCUACUAUGACUACUGCAAAUACCAUCACAUAUAGUGAAUUUUCCUCCUCACCCUCGGACCAUGCAUGCCAGACCUUCUCACCGCUUGUAUCUUCAACUGAGGGCCUGGUUCUUGGCUUUCCAAACUCUGGACCAGUUAUGCUGGCAACUGGUAUGCCUACUGUUGUCGGCUCUAUCAUUAAUGCCACUUCUAGUACUGCUUGCAAUCAUUCAAACAUUCCGAACAAGGCGAUCCUUGGGGAGGCUUCUUUUGGCCAAAUGGAUCUUUCUCUCGGAAAAAUUAAGUCAAACUUGAUACAAUCAUCGGCUGCAGAUGGAGACUACAUUGAGUGGAUGCAGUUUUCAUCUCCCGGCCAGAUUAACUUUGCUGACGCCUCUCUUAGUUCUUCUUCCUGCUCCUCUUCACUCCUCACUAGUGAACCAACCAGCGAGAAGAGCCUUUUGGCAAGCUUUUCUGCCCCUCCAUUUUCCGUCACCUCUCCAUCUUCUUCCUCUCCAUCUCCGCCUCUUUCCUUUUCCUCCAUAGCGUCCGCAUCUUCCUCUUCUCCACCCUCUUCGUCUAUCCUCGCAGCUGCCACAACUAUUGCUAUCACUUCAACAAACUCUAAAAUAACAACUUCCCUACAAUCCUUUACGGAAAAAUCAGCACCCUCUUUUCGUUCAAAUGCUGGAUCCACGGGUCAUCUGACUAGAUCACUGACUGCACCAGUACCUCAGUUCACGCAGCCACCAGAAAGACUAAUUUCAUCUUGCUUAAUGGCUCAUCAGCCGACUUUGGAUCUACAAUCUGACAGUCCGCAUUUAACUGAUGGACGGAUCUUACAGCCUGAACUGCAAAUUUCGCAGCCGGGCUUAGGACAGACCACUCUGGUAUCAGCCCCAGUUCAAACACGAAAUCAACAACAGUUUAAUCAGAGUCAGCAGCAGCACCAUUUUCAGCAAAGGAGGCCGAUCUUUGAUCCCGCUACCCAGCGUUCAGUAUCUCUGAACCUUAAUCCCUCGGAACAACAGGUCCUCAUUCUAGCUACGACUUCUGUGACGCCUACAUUAUUACCCUCGGCCAACAGUACCCUAACACCAAGCGUGGUUCUUCAUCCUCAUCUACCUACUUAUCUCACUGCCUGCGGAACUGGAAUCAAUAGUGUUGUCGCCACCAAUACUAAUAAUUCCACGAAUUUGGCUGCUAUCUAUACUUCGCCCUCCAUCAUAUCAUCCGUUUCAACACCCGUUCCAGGACUUAUGGCUAGUGCAAGUUGA
Molecule: messenger RNA, 2655 nt
Organism: Protopolystoma xenopodis
Lineage: Eukaryota; Metazoa; Platyhelminthes; Monogenea; Polystomatidea; Polystomatidae
Source: the annotation of a GenBank genome assembly